CUCCCACAUUCUAAAAAAAUGAAGAAGUGAAACAAUAUUUCUGUGUUGAUUCCGUAAUAGUGGAGUUGAAAAUGAAUUGCUAAAAUGAUAUUUCCUUCGCUCUUUUAUUCCUCAUUGACCACCAAGAACAUUAUAAAAUUCUGCACCCCCUAAAAUCACUCUUGGAACCGCCUCUGGUCAGAACCUACUUCGACCAUUAUCUUAUGCGUUAUGCCUUUCCCUUGGAGAAAAUAUAAGAGAUAUAAUACAUGUGUAUCAUCUGUUAAGGUAUACCUAUCAUCAACAACCAUAUAAAAGAAAUGAAUAUCAGUCUUAAUUGAAUACUGCUCAGUUUCCUUCGAGGACAUGCGGGUAUUUAAACGCUUUUCAGCAACAAUUCCACUUGAUAAUAAGCUUCACCCAACCACAAAAACAAGCUUCAAUCUCCUCUCGAUUUUUUUGUUCUCGAACGCGAAGUAAUUAAAAUCAAAACCGUGACGAUUUCCAUUUGUCGUGACAAUACAUUUAUAAGACAAAAGUUAUUAAUAAUAGGAUACUGACGAUCAAUUGAAGAGAGAAAGCAUCUCGCGUUUUGUUCGAGCAAAUCGUCGCUCUGCACUUGCAGAACUUUCUAUCCUUUGUACAAAUAAAACACUUAUAAUCUGCAUCAGUGUCACUUUGAAUUCAUCGUCAAGGGUAGGGGAUCUGUACCACAUUUGUGAUUAUAGGAGUGGAAAGUAUAAUACCUGAAGAUAACGAUGUUAUUCACCAGUUGGGGUUCGAGAUUCAGCGGUGUUAAAAUGUUCUUGCCUACGUUAGUGAUCUUUUUCGCGUUUUAUAGUGAAAUAAACGCGGUACCAUCCACCAACGUCCACCAAAUCAAACUGCCCACUUCAAAAUCUGUCAAAAUCUUCGAAGAUGACCCUAGUUGGGCUAACAACGAUAGACAAACCAACAGAAAUCCAAACAGAUCUACAGAUAGGGCGGACACAACCGGAGACUCACCUACCAGCGAUGAAAAUUUCGACCAGUACGCCCUAGAAAGAUUCCUUAACACUUACGCCGAGAAAUUCCGUAAAAAACACCAUCCAAACUCGAUAAACACCAGGUACGAGGACGACAACAACCAAUCAGAGGAAGAUCAACGUCCUGCAUCCUCUAACGACAAAGAAGAAAAAUCCAAAAAUUGGAAUAUGAUGCAGGUUCAAAAGCACAAACAUCCUUUCGAAGAUAAGAACGGUUGGGUGAGUAUGGAUCCUGUACCUUGGUCGCUGUCGAAAAUAUCGAAAUGGCACAGUGAAAAAAAACCAAUGAGGAAACCGGAAGUGUCUUACGAAGCCUUAGAGACUCCUCUAGAGGCUGACUUGGAAACCAGUGGUUACGAUGAUAUUCCUUCAAAACCAUCCUGGUACCACAAACCGAGACCGUACAAGAUAAAACCUUCAACACAAUACAAACCUGUUACGAUGAGCUCAUUCAACGAAGACCAGAACGAAGAAGAUAACUUUUACCAGAUGAACAGACCAACCAUAGUGGUCCAAGAGCCUGAAUUCACCGAACCUGGCUCCUACGAACACAAAGUACAAAUCCAUUACAACACAGAUUCAUCACAUUACCAAGGGAACAAACAUUUUAUCAAGAGACCAACGUACCAAACUCACAGAUACGAUACCAAAACCCACAAAAACUGCGAUCACUCUGCUGAGGAGAUAAUAACCGAUGGUCAACCUUCUAACUUUCCUAGCAACAGGAGGAAAUCCUCGGAGAUCCCUGAAACUCACCCUUUCACUGGAAAUGGCGACUGGAUUCUUCUCUCCACAACCAAAGGUUAUAAAAGCCCCAAAACGCGUCAAAGGUCUCUUCAAAUAUCACUGAAUCCUAAGCAAACUUCAGUCGAAUCAACCAGGAAAAGUAUUCAGGUUUUUCCUAAUCUUAUACCGUCUAAAACCAAUAAUAAAUUGAACGAUGAGGUUCAGUUAGACCAGAAAGAACCUGAUUCUAUCGGACUCAGAAGAGGAGUUCAAUUAACAGUACUGCCACCUUUGAAGAAUUCCAAGAUUAACAUGACAACAUCCCAUGGAGGCUUACUCCAGGUAGAAUCAACAUUUGAAACAGUCGAACAAGCGCAGAAGAGACAAGCAAGAAAAGUACUGGAUAACUUCAGGAAGAAACCAAUAAGAACAAAGAUAGGAAAAGGUAAAGUUAUAAGGAGACCUGCAGUGCAAAAAUUGAAUGUUGCCUUACCAGUCACUUCAUUGAAUGAGCGUAUAGGAAGUCCAGACAUAUCUGCUGUUUUAGCUGCAGCUGGUGCUGGUAUGAUCCCAGCCACUAUGGCCAUGUUGGUACCAAUGGCGAUGGGUGGAAAAAGAAGACGAAGAGAUUUAACAUAUCAUCAUCGUCCAGGUCUCCCAAAUCACACCUUUCAAUAA
Molecule: messenger RNA, 2408 nt
Organism: Coccinella septempunctata (seven-spotted ladybird)
Lineage: Eukaryota; Metazoa; Arthropoda; Insecta; Coleoptera; Coccinellidae
Exons: 1
Coding region: 738-2408 (556 amino acids)
Source: RefSeq, a predicted model, not a curated record